This is a messenger RNA of Biomphalaria glabrata, 4518 nucleotides long. RefSeq names its product putative ferric-chelate reductase 1 homolog. The transcript is spliced from 14 exons. Gene Ontology annotation, molecular function: oxidoreductase activity, acting on metal ions. The record is from RefSeq and is a predicted model, not a curated record. Lineage: Eukaryota; Metazoa; Mollusca; Gastropoda; Planorbidae. Bases 127 to 1977 code for a protein of 616 amino acids.
AGCGACCAACUAGCAGUCUAAAAUCCUUGAGCGUCAAUCGCACAGCUCGAGCUAGACUUGCCUAAGAAAAGGGGAUUUCAUUCAUGUGUUUCUCAUUUCUGAUUAGUAUUAAUCACAAGGAUAAUUAUGCAUAACAUGAACGCGUCUAAGUGUGUUUUGAUUUUUUUGUUUACCCUGCCAUUUCUCUGGGCAUAUCCUCAGGGAGCUCCAGGAGAUACAUGCAUGAACAUGAUGCCAAAACACCGGGGCACUCAAAGCCAGCUGGACGGGUCAGUCUACAGGGUAACGAGCACUACGACUUACAUUCCUGGUCAAGUAGUCACAGUCACCGUGGACUCCCCGAGUGGUGCAGUCUUCAAAGGAGUACAGGUACGUGCACGAAUGGCUGAGGGGAAUCCUGAGGACAUCAUAGGAGAGUUCACCAACCUGAGGCCAGUCAACAAGCUCAACUACAUCAACUGUCAGGGCAAGAGGCAUAACAUGGUCACGCACAACAAUACAGACCUGGUGAGUUCAGUCACUGUGGACUGGAUACCACCCAAUGAAAACGUUGGACCGAUUGUAUUUGAUGUGACGGUCGUUCAAAGUUUUUUCAAAUUCUAUUUUGGACUGCACUCCGCAGUGGUCAACCCUUCACCAACAGCUGGGUCACUCAGUCCCUGGGCUAAAGUGACGAACACAAUUAGUCCCGCUAUGACGUUAAUCAACUGGGACGAAUGCGGAGAAACCAAAGGAUGUCUGCUCUACCCACGAUACUGCAGCGGCGCCGACAAUUGUAAAGCCGGCCUCACUUACAAGAUGAACACCAACGACAGCACGAUCAGCUUCGAGAUGAUGGCCAAAGCUGAGGGCUACGUGUCGAUGGGGCUGUCCCAUGAUGCACUCAUGGGAGACGACCAAACAAUCAGUUGCACAACUCUGUUUGACACUGUGAAUAUACAAAAUGGUUUUAACUUUGCAGUCAACCAGGCAAUCAAAUACAACAUCCGGGAACCAAAGAACAAUCUGACCAAUCUAGAAGCAGCUAAGAUCGAUGGCACCAUCAUGUGUCGCUUUACCAAACCCAUCUCAGAACAGAUGAAUGUUGUCCUGGAAGAGUUUGGCGACUAUCCGCCCACACCUUUCACGUUCAACACCAGGGAGAAGUUGUUUGUCUUCAUAGCCUGGGGCAAGACGUACACCUUAACAGAUGUCAUCGCCUACCAUACAGAGAUGCCUUUUGUAUCAGAGGAUAGUGUGGAUUUUACAGAGAACAAAAUUCAUCGAGGUAGCGUCAUGCCAACGUUGAUCAGAGCACACGCUUCCCUGAUGGCUGUGGCCUGGUUGGGUUUCGCUGGAUUGGCAAUCAUCAUGGCCAGAUACUACAAAGAAGGAUUUAACGACAAGAAAUUCUGUGGAAUUAAAAUUUGGUUUCACAUUCACAGAAUCUCAGCAAUUAUGACAUUCCUUCUAACAGUAGCUGGACUCGUCCUAGUGCUGGUCAAAUUAGAUGGAAAAAUUACACAGGAUGAGUCUGCAUACACCCACAUGUGUUUAGGUUUCACAGUUGUAGCUCUUGUCUGCGCCCAGGUCCUCUCGGGUCUGCUCCGGCCCGGGCUGGAUAGCAAGAUUCGACCGCUUUUCAACUUUUUCCACAAGCUGAUGGGCACAGCAGCAUUGAUAAUUGCAGCGGCCGCUAUAAUCAAUGCCUACAAAAUUACUGACUUCACUUAUGAGAUGAGACAGUUCGGGGAGAGAACGGUGGCCGUGUGGGCGGGGACUUUCGUUUUUCUGGAGAUUGUGCAUGUUGCCUACAAUUACUUCUCAUCUCGAGUCUUAGUGAUGAGAGCGGACUCGGAUGAAUACAACCUUGACAAAAUGAGCAACAACCUUGAACCGGAAGAGUCAACGCCUCCGAGUAACAUCCUGUUGGCCAUUUUUAUUUUCUUCAUUUGCUGUUCAAUCACCGCGGCCUUGAUCAUGACAAUAUUUUUCUAACCUUGAACAAAUACACAUGGGGGUAUAUCUUUUUAAAAAAUGAUUCCAUGGGCUUGAUGAUUAAUAGACUCUACAAUCUCAAUACUAUAAUUGUUUUUAGACAUAUCAUUACAAAUCCAUAUUCAUUUGAUAACUAGUUCUAUGUAGAUAUCUAAUAAUCCACUGUUCAUAUGUUCAACAUUGACAAUCUGUUAUUACAUGAUAUAUUGAACACUGACCUGUAUAACUGUGCAUGAGGGAGUUAUUCUCCACUGCCGCCGUGUUAUUGGAGAUUUUCACACUAAAAGUUUGAUUUUAAAUAUUCGGUUUGCCAUCUUUAUGAAAGAUUAAGAUUUGAUGGCACAUGACCACAAUUUAGGCCAUACCCUUCCCAUAGUCCCUCUCUCCAUUCAACGUGCACAGUAUAGUGUAAUUGGCUAUACAGGUUACUGUUUGAAUGUUAAAAUACGUUUUUAAUUCAUGUUUUAUAAAUGGUUUGUUAAAACGUUAAUAUAUAUAAAUUUGGACAUUGCCCCAAACCAACUUCUUUAUUACAUAAAAUUCAAUAAGAAAGAAAGAAGAAGAGAACGCGAAAUGUAAAAUAUGAGUACAGCGUCAAUAUAAUGAAGCCAAAAGAAAAACAUAAGCCUAAGGAAUGAACAGAGGAAGAUUGGGAGAUUUGAAAGAAAUAAACAAAAUAAGCAAUGUCAAGGACACCAUAUUCAAAGAUUGCUGCCAACUAAAUAAUUAAAAUUACUUUGUCUUCAAGCAAAAGAUUCAAACAAUUAGAUUCUUCGGUGCUGAAAAUUGAACAUAAAUAUUUUAUGUAAUAAGAUGCAUCGCUUAUCAAAUCUUUCGCAUUUUGUACACGAAAAAUCUUAACAUUUUUGGAUUCGACUCCAUGUUUGAAAAUCUCCAAUCAAUCAACCAAGCGUCUGGAGCUCUCGUCAACAGGUAAAAAGGGAGAGGAAGAGAGAGUGAGAGAGAAACUGAGACAGAGAGAAUGUGGAUUGAAUGGACAUGAACGUCCUGUAAUGCCAAAUAAGUCCAAAUAAGGUUCAAAAUGGAUUCUUCAGUUCGCAAUGGCUCUAUGAUAGCACCACAAGACAAAAUACUUAUAAGUACUUAAAUAGAUUACAAGAUAGCGUAAACUGGAGAGUGGGCAUUCAUCAGAUUGUACUUUUUCCCAUUCCACGAUGACUUUGAUUCUUUACUGCAGCAGACGUAGCUUUCUUGUAUACUGCAGCAGACGUAACCUUCUUCGAUAUGCAGCAGACGUAAGCUUCUUCGAUACUGCAGCAGACAAAGCAAUCCCUGAUACUACAGCAGACGUAGCAUUAUUCGAUACAGCAGUAGACAUCAAAUAGUGUAUAGUUCAAUUGUGGUUUUCAAUUGUUUGGCGUCAGUCUGUUAGAUUGGAAUACAUUUUUGUAGACAAUACAGAGGAGUUAGGGUUUAUUUCUGUUUGUGGGAAUACAAAGAUGGAGACAAAUUUUAAAAAAUGGGGAGGAGGUGGCGGUGGAGAUAGGUUUUGGAAGGCGUCUAUUUCAAAACCAAAGAAUGUAGAGAUUAGAAAUGUGUUGUUUAAAUAUGUCACAAUCAAAGUGAUUGGCUCCUUUUGCUAGUUUCAGGCGUUUCUAGGGUUUUAAAACAAUGUUGGAAUAGGAAUGGUGAUUUUUAUUAGCAAUCUCAAUGGCCAGCAAUGUUUUGUGAGAUAUGGCUAAAUCUACAUGUAUGAAAAUAAACGUGUUUUAAACAAGAUCUAUAUUUAGGCCCAGACCAGUUUAUAAGUUUCUCUUUGAUACGUUGUAACAUGAGUGAUGAGGGCAUUUUUUUAACUGCGUUGUCUUUUUGUUUGCUUCCAUGUGCAGGCAAAAAAAAAAGUUUAAUUAUGUAAUCACUUUUUGUGUGUGUGGCCAGGUUUUCAGCAGAUGGUAUACAAGAAAACAAACUAUAAAAAAUACUUUAAAAAAAAAAAAGCAUAUAUGACAAACAACCUCACAAUUACUGCAGUAUUGUAAGAUUUAUCUCCCUUUUUCUAUAUAAAACAAAAUUAAUUAAUUACCACAAAUUAAUGAAUUAACUAAUUGGUUAUUUUUUUCUAUUGAUGCCAUUGACAAUGAAUACUUAUGCAAAGUUUGAACUUGAUCCAAGAAUGGGAAAUAGUAGAAAUAACGUGUUCGACAUGUUUAAUAGACAGUGAGUUGUGACAAGGUUUGCAAAAAAUCCUAUAUAAUGUUGUUGUUUUUUUGUUGUUGUUUUUUUUUAUUUGUUUUAUCCCAUUCGUUUUUAAGUGAUGUUCAUAGUUCAUACACCACUCUAUACCAGAGGGUUACCAGCUGACCACUUUUUGUAAUUGAUGCUGCAAAUUAGUGUGUAAUUUUUGUGUUUGUGUGGGUAAUUGUUUGUUAUCAGAGGCGGCCUCAGUAGUACGUGGCCCCGGGGCAAGUUUCAUACUCGGACCCACGAGCUGUAAGCCUAGACACUUUCUAUGUUUUAUUCACACACAAUUGUUUAUGCCAUUUGUUUAAUAAACUGGUUUGAUCCCAUUUUUAUCUCCAA